AUGUCGACUUCACUAUUUCCUGCGCCAGUUCCACGACGCAAGUACCCUGUAGAAUUUAAAGCUGGCAAACUUAAGCGAGAAGGAACGUCGAAUACAUUAAAAGCGGACGAGAGGAAAGGUCUUAUUUAUAUGGAUCAGGGAGAUGACUCAUUGAUGCAUUUUUAUUGGAAAGACAGAAAAACUGGAAAUGUGGAAGAUGAUUUAAUAGUGUUCCCUGAAGAAGCGGAAUUUAUUCGUGUAGAACAAUGUACCACUGGCCGAGUUUAUUUGCUCAAUUUUAAAUCAUCAUCCCAAAAAUUGUUCUUUUGGAUGCAAGAUGCAAAAGAUGAUAAAGAUGAAGAGAAUGUUAAUAAGGUGAAUAGAUUGCUUAAUGGAUUGACUGAAAGUAGGCAACAAGGUACUAGUAGCACUGGCCCACUGGGUAGUCCUUUUCGUACGAUGGAUGAUUUAUCCGGAUUUGAAGUGGAUCAGGAACAGAUAUUGCAAUUACUUCAAGGUCAUGGCGCCUUCGGUGGAAGUUUGCCCAUCACUUCUACUACUCCCGCUAGUGAACCACAAUCGACCACAGCUGCGACUUCAGAGGCUGGCUCUGGGGCACAAACUUCUGAAAACAUGCUUACUCCUGAGCAGUUAGGUAAUCUGAGAAAUAUUUUAUCUGAAAUACAAGUUCCCGAAGGUGUAAAUCAACAGUCUGAUGUGAAUCUUAUUGAUGUUAUUACACCCUCUUAUAUCAGCCCAUUAUUAAACAACCCUGAAAUAGCGUCUGCUUUGUUCCCACAUUUACCUAGUGAUAUCAAUAGAACGCCUGAAGAAUUACGAGAAGUUGUUCAAAGCCCACAAUUUGCUCAAGCUUUGCAGUCCUUAAGCAUUGCUUUACAAUCAGGACAGUUGGGUCCUCUUCUUACUCAAUUAGGACUUGAUCCAUCAGCAGGGAGUGGCGUUGAAGCGUUUCUUCGUGCAAUUCAAGAACAGGUGUCUAGACAACAAAGAAAUAAUCCUGAAGAGGAUAAUGCUGAGGAUCAAAGUGGCGAUCGUAUGGAUGAAGAUUAA
Messenger RNA from Cetraspora pellucida, 1050 nucleotides. The record is from the annotation of a GenBank genome assembly. NCBI's taxonomy places the organism in Eukaryota, Fungi, Glomeromycota, Glomeromycetes, Diversisporales, Gigasporaceae.